Seriola dumerili (greater amberjack) is the source of this 699-nucleotide messenger RNA. It is a transcript of the gene cunh19orf25, whose product is annotated as chromosome unknown C19orf25 homolog. The transcript has 3 exons. The record is from RefSeq and is a predicted model, not a curated record. Lineage: Eukaryota; Metazoa; Chordata; Actinopteri; Carangiformes; Carangidae. The coding region runs from base 178 to 501 and encodes 107 amino acids.
CGUCACGGAUCCAGCAAUUGUGUGUUGCAUCUGCUGACGAAUCUUUUCGAGUGUUUUCAGCUGAAUUUGCUGCUUUUCUGUCCGUUAGUCCGGGUUCAGUUGCAGCAGACCGGUCGAACAAUAGCUCAGAUCCGGCAGAAGGUUUUCAGAAAGACGAUUAAACCCCGAUGCGGGAGAAUGAAUAUCGGUUCUAAGAAUAAGAAGCGGGUGGUGCUGCCCAGCCGUCCAGACCCCCCCACUGUGGACCAGAUCCUGGAGGACAUCAACAGAGCCGCUCCCAAUGACCCGGUCUUCAGCAUCCUGGAGCAGACUGGACAAGACUCAUCCCGGUCUUCGGACUCUGAUGUGGACUUGAAGUUCCAGCAGUGCCGUCAGUACCUGGAUCUGAACGAGCGGCUGCAGGAGUCUCGAAGUCGGCUGCUGCGACAGAGGGAGGAGCUGAGGGCAGCAGGGGAGCAGCUGGACAGAGAUGUGGCAAAGGUCAAAGGUCAACCACUCUGACUCUACCUGCUGUCACUGACUCUUCUUGGCUGUCAAGGAGACUUUUAUACUGAUGGCCUCAGUGAGGGCUGGAUCAGCUGGAUCAGGACUAGCCAGCUGAAGUGGCCUUCAGGAGACCCAGUGCUGUCUGUCAUCUGACCCCAGAACUGGUGUGUCUGUCUGUGUGUGUGUGUGUCUGUCUGUGUGUGUGUCUGUCUG